Molecule: messenger RNA, 2119 nt
Organism: Paramuricea clavata
Lineage: Eukaryota; Metazoa; Cnidaria; Anthozoa; Malacalcyonacea; Plexauridae
Source: the annotation of a GenBank genome assembly
AUGGCACCCACACAAGAGCAAAAGCGACGAAUGAGGAAUGACCGCAAAAAGCGUAAGAAAUACGAAAUAAGAGAGAAGAGAAAAGCAAAACAGGUAGCUGGGCUGAACUUAAAAUUUGAAGCUGCUCUCCGCGCAGUCAACGACGAAGCAACCCGUAACAAAGACCUCGCUUCGAAGUACUAUUCCUUGUGGAAAAGGUGCGCAAAACAGAAAAAGGAAAUUGCGCAGUUACUGGAUAAAACUUGUAAGAGGGUAGGUAAACCUAAAAACCCAUUUUUUAUAUUACUUAAGUCUUCUAACCAGGGCCGUGCCAACCGGUUUCUGGGGGUCCGCAACACAACAUUUCCCAGAAAAUUUCUUAAUUCAGCGCACAUAUGCUUCAUUUUUAACAAAUUUUGCAAUUCCAGCAUGCCAGGGCCCCCUCCCCGCACGUUAGGCACCCUUUUUUUUUAACUUUUUGGGGGUGUUACCCACACACACACACACAGGUGGCAUGGCCCUGCUUCUAACCAGUGGGUAUAGUGUUGGUGUUGCAUAAUACAGAUUAGAGAGGGGGAUGCGUCAUACUUAUUGGAGGGGAAUGCUUAUUUGGCGGGGGGCGGCUUAAUAGAGAGCUUAAAAUUUCGAGUAAAAUCAUUUGGCAUUAGACAGAGUAAAAGAAUAAAGCAGAGCGCAUUUGGGCAUAUUGCCGCUCAAAUUAAACAGCUGUUCUAAAAGCAAACAUAAGCUAGCAUGUUGUGUUAACAUUUCAAGUGGCCAUUUCAACAAGGUCUUACUUUUUGAUAUGUAAUUAUUGGGCUUCGAUGGUGCAUGAAACCAUUGGCUUUUCACCUCUAAAGCUGGAGUAAUAUGAGCCACAAAAUUGCUGCAACUUGCAACAAAAUCUGAUUUCAAUUCAUGUUAAGUAGAAAUAUUGACACAUGUUGUCUCGUGAUUUGUAAUUUAUGUGUAAACAUUUCAAUUAACAUGCGUCAAUAUCAGAUUUUGUUGCAAGUUGCAGCUAUUUUGUUGCCCAUAUUACUCCACCUUUUAAGGUUGUGGGUUCGAUUCUCAGUAUAGGCUUCUCGAUGUGACUCGAACCCAGUCCUCAUGUAGUCAUGUGAACAAAGUAUAAGUCAAUACUCUGCCAAAAGUUCUGGGUUUCCAUCAGGUACUCUGGUUUCUUCCCACAGGGAAGUUGACAGGGUGGGUUAGGUAAUACGGACUCACAGUAAUUGGCAUAUGCUGUUGUGGUGACCCUUGCCCUUGUGGCAAAGCUAAAUAAAUACCCAAUACAAAUAUGAGAUAUUCUAACAAACAAUAUAUUAUGCUAAUUAGUCAAACUAUUUUACAGAAGUCUUAUGUAGAUAUUGGUGCACAUGAAAAAAGUAUGUCAACUUAUGUAUUUUCCCAAGUGCUACCAGAAGAACUUGAAGAUGUUAACCAAAUCUUAGGAGCAGGAACAUUUGGAGAAUGCCAUCUCAAACAAUAUUUGCGGUUAGGAAUACGUGUGGUUGAGAAAAAGUUGGUUGAAAGUGAUCUGAAAUUACUUUAUGAUGAAGCAUAUUACAUGCAGUUAUUUUCACAUCGAUGUGUGCCUCAUCUGAUAGGAAUCCAGACCCAAAUAAAGCCAUAUUCUCUCAUCAUGGAAUUUCUUGGACAUGGAGUGGAAUCUAUGACAGUGCACAGGUUACUUUUCGACGCUGUAUUUAGUGAGCAGAAAUCCAGAAUGUUGCUUCCAAACUGGUUUAGAGUAUGCUAUGACAUAGCUGAUGCUUUGCAUUAUAUUCAUGAAAAGGAAUAUUUGCAUUGUGACUUGAAGUCAAAUAAUGUUUUGGUUUGCAACCAAAAGGGUUAUUUGAUUGAUUUCGGAAAAGUCUGUAAGGUCAGGAAUCCAAGAGCAAAGAAAUAUAAAACAGUAUAUCCCCAUAUUGCACCAGAAGUACUUAAUGGUCAUCCAGUCAGUAAGGCCAGCGACGUGUUUUCAUAUGGUAAAAUCCUUAAGAUCAUUGGUGAGCAGCUUAGAAACAAGGAACUUCUAUCAAUGGGGGAUAAAGCUUCUGAAUCUUUACCAAGUAGGAGACCAAGCCUUCUAGGAAUUUUAACAGCUUUGCAACCAUCGAUGGCUAAAAAUUAUUAA